Molecule: messenger RNA, 1289 nt
Organism: Harmonia axyridis
Lineage: Eukaryota; Metazoa; Arthropoda; Insecta; Coleoptera; Coccinellidae
Exons: 2
Coding region: 486-1010 (174 amino acids)
Molecular function (GO): sequence-specific DNA binding
Source: RefSeq, a predicted model, not a curated record
UGUGUAUUUCGAAUCUUUGAUACAUUGAGAGAAUCGAAUAAUUUAUCCAAAAAUAAAAUUAAUUCGGCCGUGUCUGCUGCUUCGAAAGGUAAACUGCAUUUGUCUUUAAUAUCUGAAAAGAAAAAAAAAAUUAGUUUCAGUAUCACUUUAAAAUAAAUGUAAUCCGUAAUCUGUGUCCUAUACUGUGGUUCAACUGUUAAAUUGAUUGAGUGAAUUUGAAAUUGCCUCUUGUCAGAUGUUUGUUGUUAUUCUAACCAAGCAAAAGCUAUAUACAUUGAAGUAUUCAUUUUAUAUUAUUUUAAGAAAUCUUCUUAUUACAAAAAUGAUAAAUUUAUAGUUAUCUGCGACCUGCGUUGAAAGUGAAUUUAAUUUUUGACAGAAGAACAAUAUUUUUCGCUAUAUUAAUUAUUAAUAAUAAUUCAUUGUUUUAUAUAUGUAGUUCGUUUUUGUAUUGGCUGUUUAGAAUUAGUUUUUAAUUUUACAUCAUGCCUGUCCAUAUAGGAGGUAGUAAAAUAUGUACAAGAUGUUCUGUCAAGAAUUGUAAAAGUGUAAGAUAUCGUGGUAGUUGUACAAAGUCGAUUAGAUUUUUCCGAUUUCCAAAACCAGAUAAUAUUGAACGAGUUAUACAGUGGAAAUUGGCCUGUAAUGAUGAAAGUAUAAUGAAGAAGGAAGCAAUGAUGUUAUAUGCAAAUAACCGAAUAUGCAGUAUCCACUUUGAAGCAGACUUAGUGACGAAUCACUUCUUAUCAAAGAAUGCAGUUCCAACUUUAAAUUUGAUUCAGAAACCAAGAAGAAUUGACGUUCAAACCCAAACAGAAAAUUUUGAAGAAAAUGUGGGAACUGAAAGGAAACAAGUUGUACAUGCUAACACUCAAACACACGAAGAAUUGUCUCAACAAACAUACGAAGAAUUGUCUCAACAAACACCGAGAAAAAACGAAUUGAUACAUUUGAUUGAGGGGAUGCUAUCAAAUAUGGUGAAGGGGGAGGAAACUUUGGAAAAUUUUUGAUGCCAGAAGAAUUUUUGCGGCGUAGAGGUCAUUGAUGGAGGAGACAGUUAUAGAGAUUUUUUUACAUCAGUACACUAAGAAAACCAGCUGAGCAGUUAUUUAAUAAAUUUCAAUUUUUAAAAAGUUGAGAUAAAGAUAAAGUACAUUGUUGAUAUUGAACAGUAUUUUGUUCCUGUAACAUCUGUGGAUCUAGAUUAUUAUUAUAAUUGCAUUGCAGUAGGAGGUUCAACCGAUAGACUGAUAUGUCUCAACUGGUGAAUUAAAGAUAUUCUAGAUAAA